Symphalangus syndactylus (siamang) is the source of this 3689-nucleotide messenger RNA. It is a transcript of the gene CPHXL2, whose product is annotated as cytoplasmic polyadenylated homeobox like 2. The record is from RefSeq and is a predicted model, not a curated record. Gene Ontology annotation, cellular component: nucleus. Lineage: Eukaryota; Metazoa; Chordata; Mammalia; Primates; Hylobatidae. Gene Ontology annotation, molecular function: RNA polymerase II cis-regulatory region sequence-specific DNA binding; DNA-binding transcription factor activity, RNA polymerase II-specific. Gene Ontology annotation, biological process: regulation of transcription by RNA polymerase II.
UCCGUCUCAGAAAAAAAAAAAUAAUAAAAUAAAAUAAAAUUUUAGGCCUGGCAUGGUGGCUCAUGCCUGUAAUUCUAGCACUUUGGGAGGCUGAGGAAGGUGGAUCACUUGAGCUCCAGAGUUGGAGACCAGCCUUGGCCAACAUGGGGAAACCUCAUUUCUGCUAAAAAUACAAAAAUUAGCUGAGGGUGGUAGUCCCAGCUACUCAGGAGUCCCAGCUACUCAGGAGAAUCGCUUGAACCCAGGAGGUGGAGGUUGCAGUAAAUAGAGAUAGCACCACUGGUCUCCAGCCUUGGCGACAGUGAGACUCCAUCUCAAAAAUAAACAAAUCAAUAAACUUUUAACUGAAAUAUACUGUGCAUGCCAAAAAUAGCAAAUAUUUAUACAUGUUUAAUUUAACAAAUAUUCACAAACCAACUACACUCAUAGAACUCAGAGAGCACUCAGAUAAAGAGAACUUAGUGGCACCCAGAGGCCUCUGUUUGCUCCCUUUCAGGCUCCGAUUCCGUUCCCUCAGUAGCCCAUAUCCUGCCUUCCAAUCAAUGUAGAUCAGUUUUUCCUGUUAUAUAUUACAGUGAUGAAAUAAUAAAAUAUUCUUCUGCAAUUAGUUCUAAUUUUAAAGAUAAAUUCUCAGCCGGCGCGGUGGCUCACGCCUGUAAUCCCAGCACUUUGGGAAGCCGACGUAGGCAAAUCACGAGGUCAGGAGUUCAAGACCAGCCUGGCCAACAUGGUGAAAUCCCGUCUCUACUAAAAAUACAAAUAAUUAGCUGGGCGUAGAGGCGGGUGCCUGUAAUCCCAGCUACUUGGGAGGCUGAGGCAGGAGAAUUGCUUGAACCUAGGAGGCAGAGGUUGCAGUGAGCCGAGAUCACACCACUGCACUCCAGCCGGGGUGACAAAAAAUAAAUAAAUAAAUAAAUAAAUAAUAAAUUCUCAAAUCCAGAUAGUAAAUAUGUUAGGCUGUGUGGACCCUAGAAACAUCUGAGCCUCAACUACUAAUUCUGCUAUUGUGGCUUGAAAACAACCAUAGACAAGACAUAAGUAAAUGAAUGUGACUGGUGACUGGUGUUUCAAAAAAACUCUGUUUACAAAAACGCAACUGGCUGGAUCUGGCCCAUAGGCCUAGAGUUAGCCAAUUCCUGCUUUCAUUUGUAAUUUUAUUAUUGUGAGUAGCUGUGAGGUCACGUCUGGAUUUCGUCUUGGGAAGGGGAGGUAAUCAAUGGUGCUAACACUCUUUUUUGGUCUGGUAAUUACCAAUAUUCUCCAAUGCUCUUCUCACUACUUAUACUUUUGUCAGGUUUCCCAGCUGAACAGGAUCAUCACAAUGAAGAAAGACAAAGAAAGAAAGAACGAAAAACAAAACACCGACAUAAAUUUUCUGAAGAAUUAUUGCAGGAACUUAAGGAAAUAUUUGGAGAGAGCGGUUAUCCCGAUUUCACCACUAGGAAAACUCUGGCCGACAAAUUUGAUUGUCCAGUUAAUGUAAUAAACAACUGGUUCCAGAAUAAUAGAGCCAGACUAACACCUGAAGAAAGACAUAGAAUAUUUCUUAUUUGGAAAAAACACGAUUUCCCAGUCCAAGCCCGUCCAUUUUUAAGACUCCAGGAAACCCAGGCUGCAGCUUCCAACUAUGCCACAGAGCAGAGUUUUUCCUGUGCCAAGAGGGCUCUGAUGAGAAGAGCUGGUUGCUCCCCUCUGGAGAAACAGAGGAUUCCCAGUCAACAGAUGGGCUACAAUUGCUUCUCUUUGGAGAACCAAGAGACUCCCAGUCAACAGGUGGGCUCCAUGUGCUCUUCUCUGGAGAAACCAGGGAUUCCCAGUCAACAGGUGGCCUCCCAGAGCUCGUAUCUGGUCACAGGUACUGAAAAGCACCCAGGCUGUGAGGAGUAUGGAGGUGACACAGGAAGUGAACAUUCUACUGCCUAUCGUUUUCUCAGCUACAACUGUGCAGAAUGCCUUCAUCCUCCCCCAUCUUCUGUGCCAUAGUUUCAUGGAGAAAGGACUGAAACCAGGGAAAGCCAGCAUGCAAGUCCCUUCCUUUUGGAUUACGCUCAAGAUGCAUAUGGGGUGAAGAAAGACCAUUGUCGUUGCUCAUUCUGUCUCUCACUACUGCAAGAACAGCAGCAGAAUGAUUGGCAGUAUCACCCGCAGCAGCACCAACAGGCUCAAAAUUACUCAGAGGGGAUGAUGUUCCAGGAACAGCUGCCGAUGGACUCAGGUCCUUGGGAUCUAGGGAAGCAGUGGCCCUCAGUUCAGUCACAGCUGCAGAGUCAACUGCCUCAGAAUAAUGGAAAGCCCUUGUGCUCUCAACUGCAGCAUGUGCCUCCCCAAAUAGCUGCCGACUCACCCUUGCUGCCUCUGGGGCAAGAUAUGCAGGAAGGGGCUUCAAGCAACUCACGACUCAAACGCAGCAGUUUUAGGUUGAGGGGUCUACACGGGCCUGCCACAGAGACCCAAGGAUGCAGCUUUGCAAAGUAUUGUUAAGUGUCAGAGAACCAUAGCCACAGGUCAAGCCCACAGUCACCCACACAGCAGGCCAAAGCAAAGCCAUCUCCAGAAGCCUCCACAUAAAAAGUAAAAGUAAAAAUAAGUAAAUAAAUAAAUAAAAAUAAAUUAAAAAAAAAAAAAGCCAGCUGAGGUGAGGUUGUUUGAGCUUAAGGGUUCAUGACCAGAGCCUGGGCAACGUGGUGAGACCCCAUCUCUAAAAAAAAAACUUUUUAAAAAAAUUAUUUGUGUGUGAUAGUGAGCUGCUGUGGUACCAGCUACUCAGGAAGCUGGUUCAAGAGGAUUGCUUGAGCCCAAGAGUUCAAGACCAGCCUGGGAAACAUUUCUCCAAAAAAAAAAAAUUUAAGCCAGGCACAAUGGCAUGUGCCUGUAGUCCCAUUUAACUGGGAGGCUGAGAUGGAAGUAUCACUUGAGCCUGGGAGCUGGAGGCUACAGUGAGCUGUGAUGGUUCCACUAUACUCCGGCCUGAGUGACUGAGUGAGAUCCUGUCUCAAAAAAAAAAAAAAGUCUUCAGGAAGGCUCCAUGAGCUGCUGGUUCCUUCUCGUAGAGAAGCAGUGUCCAUAUGUGUUAUAGCUCCUGAGCUCCUGACCAUAUACUUUAUGGUGGCCUGGAGAAGCUUGACUCCACAGAGUAUGGAUUGAAAAACCAACAACUGCUGGGCGGGAUGGCUUAGCUGGGUGUGGUGGCACACACCUGUAAUCCUAGCACUUUGGGAGGCCAAGGCAAGUGGAUCACAUGAGAUCAGGAGUUCGAGACUAGCCUGAUCAACAUGUCAAAACCCGGUCUCUACAAAAAAUUCAAAAAAUUAGCCGAGCAUGGUGGCGUGCGUCUGUGGUCCCAGCUACUCGGAGGCUGAGGCACACGAAUGGCUGAACCCAGGAGGAAGAGGUUGCAGUGAGCCGAGAUCCCACCACUGCCCUCCAGCCUAGGCAACAGAGUGAGACUCUGUCUUAAAAAAAAAGAAAAAAAAAAAAAAAAAAAAAAAUAUAUAUAUAUAUAUAUACAUAACAAAAUAAUCAUAUAUAUGGAAAGAAAGAGCAUGUAAAGGUAAUUAUGUCAUUAUAAAAAACACUAUAAAUGCAUUUUUUUCUCAACUGAUUUUUUGAAAACUGCAUAAAAGUAUAUGUAUAUAACGUAUAAGUUGGUCCUGUAACACAGAAGUUUAAUAUAUGUAUUUUGACAAUAA